This is a messenger RNA of Brassica oleracea var. oleracea, 1511 nucleotides long. Its product is annotated as serine--glyoxylate aminotransferase. Lineage: Eukaryota; Viridiplantae; Streptophyta; Magnoliopsida; Brassicales; Brassicaceae. Bases 143 to 1348 code for a protein of 401 amino acids. The record is from RefSeq and is a predicted model, not a curated record. The transcript has 5 exons. Gene Ontology annotation, molecular function: L-serine:pyruvate transaminase activity; L-alanine:glyoxylate transaminase activity. Gene Ontology annotation, cellular component: peroxisome.
UAUAUAUAUUAAAGGACGGUAUAUUAAAGAGGUCUGCGAAGGUUGCUCAAAAAAAAAAAAAAAAGAGGGCUGCGAAGAAAAGGCCCUCAGGAGCUUCAGCCUUAUUCAGAGUGGGGAGAAGGAGAAAAGAGGUUAGGAAAAAAUGGAUUAUAUGAAUGGACCAGGGAGACACCAUCUGUUUGUACCAGGACCAGUGAACAUACCGGAACAGGUAGUCCGGGCGAUGAACCGAAACAACGAGGAUUACCGCUCACCAGCAAUCCCGGCACUUACGAAAACAUUGUUGGAGGACGUGAAGAAGAUAUUCAAGACAACAUCUGGGACACCAUUUAUGUUUCCCACGACCGGGACUGGUGCUUGGGAGAGUGCCUUGACUAAUACGCUAUCUCCUGGAGACAGGAUCGUCUCGUUUCUGAUCGGACAAUUUAGCCUGCUUUGGAUUGACCAGCAGAAGAGGCUAAAUUUCAAUGUCGAUGUGGUUGAGAGUGAAUGGGGACAGGGUGCUAAUCUCCAAGUCCUGGCCUCAAAGCUCUCACAAGACCAAAAUCAUACCAUCAAAGCCAUAUGCAUUGUCCACAAUGAAACCGCCACUGGAGUCACCAAUGACAUCUCUGCUGUCCGAACCAUCCUCGAUCAUUACAAGCACCCGGCUUUGCUUCUUGUGGACGGUGUCUCGUCCAUAUGUGCGCUCGAUUUCCGAAUGGAUGAAUGGGGAGUGGACGUGGCCUUGACUGGCUCGCAAAAAGCCUUAUCUCUGCCAACAGGCCUUGGGAUUGUGUGCGCCAGUCCAAAAGCUUUGGAAGCAACCAAAACUUCAAAGUCUCUCAAAGUCUUCUUUGAUUGGAAUGACUAUCUCAAGUUUUACAAGCUCGGAACAUAUUGGCCAUAUACACCUUCCAUUCAACUCCUAUACGGUCUGAGAGCUGCCCUUGAUCUUAUCUUUGAGGAAGGACUUGAUAAUGUCAUUGCCCGUCACGCUCGUUUGGGAAAGGCCACCAGGCUGGCGGUGGAAGCGUGGGGCCUGAAAAACUGUACACAGAAGGAGGAGUGGAUAAGUAACACAGUGACAGCAGUCGUCGUGCCACCGAAUAUAGACAGUACGGAGAUUGUGAAAAGGGCGUGGAAAAGGUACAACCUAAGUCUUGGUCUUGGUCUCAACAAAGUGGCGGGAAAAGUUUUCAGAAUUGGGCACCUUGGAAACCUUAAUGAGUUGCAACUUCUUGGGUGUUUGGCUGGAGUGGAGAUGAUACUGAAGGAUGUUGGGUACCCGAUAGUAUUGGGAAGUGGAGUUGCAGCUGCCUCUACUUAUCUUCAGCACCACAUCCCUCUCAUUCCUUCUAGGAUCUAAUUCAUAUCCCUGUGUUCUCUGUCUUUCUUCUCUCCCUCUCAAUGUAUAACAAAACUCUUUGUUUUCUCUUUUCUCCACUUCUUUUAUAUAUUACUAAAUUAUCUAUCUUUUAUGUGCAAUUAUUUCCAACAAACUUAUUAAAAAAGGUCAAAUGUAUUUCUUA